GCCUCGCAGUCAUUGGCGUGCACUAUAUACCAGACACACGGCGGUCCAGUCAUGACAACGAACGCUAUAAAAACGCGCGCGCACUAACAACAAAAACAAAUAAUUUGUCUCCGCAACGCCAUAAAGUCGAGUGGAACAGAAUAACAUAUUGCUCAAAAUGCGUGAAUGUAUAUCAGUGCAUGUUGGUCAGGCCGGGUGCCAGAUGGGCAACGCCUGUUGGGAGCUGUAUUGUCUGGAGCACGGGAUUCAGCCCGACGGUCAGAUGCCAAGUGAUAAAACUAUUGGUGGUGGAGAUGAUUCUUUCAACACGUUCUUCAGUGAAACCGGGGCUGGUAAACAUGUUCCUAGAGCCGUCUUUGUGGAUCUCGAACCUACCGUCGUUGAUGAGAUUCGAACCGGAACCUACCGCCAACUAUUUCACCCCGAGCAACUAAUAACCGGCAAAGAAGAUGCGGCCAACAAUUAUGCUCGUGGUCACUACACCAUUGGUAAGGAAAUCAUCGAUCUUGUCUUGGAUAGAAUACGUAAACUAGCUGACCAAUGUACAGGCCUGCAAGGGUUUCUGAUCUUCCACUCAUUCGGUGGUGGUACUGGAUCUGGCUUCACAUCCCUGCUAAUGGAGCGGCUAUCUGUUGAUUAUGGAAAAAAAUCUAAGCUUGAGUUCGCUGUUUAUCCUGCCCCCCAAGUUUCGACAGCUGUCGUGGAGCCAUACAACUCUAUCUUGACCACUCAUACCACUCUAGAGCACUCCGACUGCGCGUUUAUGGUUGAUAACGAGGCCAUCUAUGAUAUUUGUCGCCGUAACCUUGACAUUGAGAGGCCAACGUACACCAACUUGAAUCGACUGAUUGGUCAGAUAGUUUCGUCAAUUACCGCAUCUCUCAGAUUUGAUGGUGCCCUUAACGUUGACUUGACAGAGUUCCAAACCAACCUUGUACCAUAUCCACGUAUCCACUUUCCAUUAGCUACCUACGCACCGGUCAUCUCCGCUGAGAAAGCAUAUCAUGAACAACUCACCGUUGCUGAGAUAACGAAUGCUUGUUUUGAACCAGCUAAUCAGAUGGUUAAAUGCGAUCCUCGUCACGGCAAGUACAUGGCUUGUUGUAUGUUGUACAGAGGAGAUGUUGUCCCGAAAGAUGUUAAUGCUGCAAUCGCUACAAUCAAAACUAAGAGAACCAUCCAAUUUGUUGAUUGGUGUCCUACUGGCUUCAAGGUUGGUAUCAACUACCAACCGCCAACAGUGGUACCUGGUGGAGAUCUUGCAAAGGUUCAACGUGCAGUAUGCAUGUUGAGCAAUACGACCGCUAUCGCCGAAGCCUGGGCCCGUCUUGACCACAAGUUUGAUUUGAUGUACGCUAAGAGAGCGUUUGUUCACUGGUAUGUUGGAGAAGGAAUGGAGGAAGGAGAGUUCUCUGAGGCCCGUGAGGACUUGGCCGCCCUCGAGAAAGAUUACGAGGAGGUUGGGGUUGAUUCAGUUGAGGGGGAAGGAGAAGAAGAAGAAGGAGAUGAAUAUUAAUCUUAAAUUGGAACAUUUUAGUAUCUUUCUGAGAAUAAAUCAAAGACUUUAAAAUGAAAAUUCAAUUUAACAAUGAAAAAAAAAAGACUUUUUUAGUAGUUAACUUUUGUUUCUUUCCUAUUUUUCUCUAAAUAUUUCAGUUAUUGUCUGGCUUCAUUACUCGAGUCUCAUAAAUCAUCGGCAAAUUGUUCGUUACUGAAUUAUAGCACCCCAAACACUUGCUUUUAUGCUAAUGUAUCUAGCAUCGGUUAGAAAGUUUCAUUCUUUAACAUGUUCCGACUAUAGAUGGUUUGCAUUUUUUAAAUUCGUUAUCAGUCAAUGCACUGGUCAACAGUAUUCAUUAAUCAUGUUUGCAUGUUUCAUAGAUUUCUCAAGACAUAUUUGAAGCUGGCUGUAUCAAAGAUAUACAUUCUAUUUAUAAUGUUUAUACUGAUAUAUGAAUACAUAAAUGGUUUUAUCAAGUUAUAAAUUGCAUUUAGUUACGUCAAAUGCGUGUUUUCCAGUGUUAUUUACCUUCCACUGUCAUAGUGUCAAAAUGAUAAAAUCGUCAAGAUAUUUCUCUUAUAUUUGUACCUCGUGUCUAGUCAUGUGCUAAUCCAUUCUUUUACGUAUAUUUUUUCCUCAUUAUUGUUUAUUUUUAAUAUAGAGAUGAAAGAACCUCGACAAGAAACACACACCACUUUUACCCUUAGAGCUACAAUAUACUAAUUCUAUUUGGGACGUUAUAACAGAUGAAAACCUAAUAAACUUGUAACAUUU
Messenger RNA from Ruditapes philippinarum (Manila clam), 2275 nucleotides. Its product is annotated as tubulin alpha-2/alpha-4 chain-like. The coding region runs from base 158 to 1516 and encodes 452 amino acids. The record is from RefSeq and is a predicted model, not a curated record. The transcript has 3 exons. Gene Ontology annotation, biological process: mitotic cell cycle; microtubule cytoskeleton organization. Gene Ontology annotation, cellular component: cytoplasm; microtubule. Gene Ontology annotation, molecular function: GTP binding; structural constituent of cytoskeleton. NCBI's taxonomy places the organism in Eukaryota, Metazoa, Mollusca, Bivalvia, Venerida, Veneridae.